Molecule: messenger RNA, 579 nt
Organism: Monascus purpureus
Lineage: Eukaryota; Fungi; Ascomycota; Eurotiomycetes; Eurotiales; Aspergillaceae
Source: the annotation of a GenBank genome assembly
AUGCCCAUGUCCCAGCCCACCAGUGCGCCAACUGGCAUUGUUCGACCGUCACGACCGGCCAUCCCCCUAUCGCCUCCCCCGCCAACUGGCAAACGCUUCGAGGAGCGGUCCGGUCCCCCACACGUCGCGGCCGGUCACCCGGAAAUGCCCAGACGGCAUGUGCAGUGGUGUGUUUCCCUGGAUGCCCGUCCCGGGCCUGAAAGCCCGCAGCCACCUCGGUUGGCCGCCAACUGGCAUUGUUCGACCGUCACGACCGGCCAUCCCCCUAUCGCCCCUCCCCGCCAACUGGCAAACGUUUUGAGGAGCGGUCCGGCCCCCCCACACGUCCAUGCCCAUGUUCCAAGCCCACCAGGGCGCCAACUGGCGUUGUUCGACCGUCACGACCGGCCGACCCAUCCCUGGUUCCCUGCCACGACGCCAAAGGCCCUUCUUGGCCGUCAGUGCCAACUGGCAAACUGGCAGGACCGACAUACGCGCGCACACGCCCAUGCCAUUUCCCACCACAUCACCUCCCGUCCCCUCCAAGCCCUGGCGCUGCCGGACCCAUUGAUGGGGGAGGUGGUAUUCCCACAAAUCUAG